AGGGGAGGCCUGCACUUGAUGAGUGCCAAGGCCAAGGGCCCUUCUCAUACCAUUGGGAGCUGCCCCCUGAGGGUAUAAAGAACCCUCUUCCUCCCAUUAUGAAGCCUUUUUAUUGUCAAAGAAGCUUCACAAGACUCUACUACAACUUCACGAUACAGAAGCAUAAAGAAACAGCCCACCACAUUCCCACACAAUCAAUACAUACAACACUAUUAACAUGACUUCAGCACUCGCGCCGCAAAUCAUUUUUGACAAUUCACAGAUUCGUGAGUUAUGCCGCAUCGCAGUAUCCCAAUAACGACCUACUAACAUCUUCUGGCAGGUCGAUUUUCAACCUCCGCUUCCUCCAUCAAAUCUGGAAGGUCCAGAUCCUCUGGACAAAACUCACGACGAGGCUCUUUCGUCAACGCUGACGGCGAGUUCGAUUCCGAUGAGGAGCAUCCACAAGACUGGUCUGUAGAGACUAAAGAAGGGGAUACCUGGGCUGCACGAGAACUCCGCCGCAAAUCUAUCUGGGCAAAGACCGAUCACAACUCUCCUCUAGCUGAACAACCAAAGGAAGGGCGCAACGGCUCUAUUCUCUCCUUGUGGCAGCCCGGAAAGGACGAGAAUGGUGCAGACAUUCUUCUGCACGACGACGAGAACGCGAUCGAUGAUGCUCCACUAAGCCCCAUCAGUAGAGGAAGUGUCAAUGGGGGACUGAGCAUUCCUGGCAGUAGAAGAGGGACUGGCAAUACACAGGACAGACGACCCAGUAUCCUUGGCUUGUGGAAAACGGGCAAAGAUGCGGAUGGCAAAGCGAUCAUCAUGCACGACGACGAAGAGUGGCAGCACGAUCCAAAACCAGAAGUUUUUGAGCCAAUUCCAGAGCCACCAAAGCCUGUCGCCCUUGAAGAUGCCACGCCUGAGGAGAAAGAGGAGCUUCGAAAGAUGUUGGAAAACAUGAGAAAGCAAGCUAAAUGAGUUUGAACAUAUUGGCGAUAUGAUAAUGGUUGGAAAUAUGUUUGAGAGUUGAUUUUGUGCCCAUUCUAUCUACACAUUCUUGUAAUAGGGUUGGAAACUGUUUCUUUUUUUCUCUUUGGGGUUUAUACGAUACGAUACCAUCUCAUCUCGAAUGACAUACACUGCAUGCUAGAGAGAUCC
Molecule: messenger RNA, 1143 nt
Organism: Hymenoscyphus albidus
Lineage: Eukaryota; Fungi; Ascomycota; Leotiomycetes; Helotiales; Helotiaceae
Source: the annotation of a GenBank genome assembly